AUGAUAACAUCCUUCUGCCAAGUGGGACUCGAGUGUAUUUCUCGCCUCAUGGACCCUGAGCAUGCUAUCCUUGAGUUGGGCAUUCCAGCUAUUGCCAUCAUGGUUUCUACCAUCGUCAUCAAGGGUGCCUGCUGGAUCUGGUGUCGUGUCGUCAAGAACUCAAGUGUCAGAGCAUUGGCUGAGGAUGCAAAGACGGAUGUGAUCUUCAACACUGGUUCCAUCCUAUUCCCUAUCAUUGGCUACUAUGGACGAAUCUGGUGGCUUGAUGCCGUCGGUGGCUUGUUCCUCUCGCUUGUUGUCAUCUUCAACUGGAGUCAGACCUCGGCACACCACGUCCGUAACCUUUCAGGCUUCUCCGCCCAGCCUGACGAGCGAAACCUGCUGCUAUACUUGACCAUGCGCUUCGCCACUGCCAUUCGUCAGAUUCAAAAUCUGCGCGCCUAUCACGCUGGUGACAAACUCUUCGUCGAGGUCGAUAUUGUGCUUUCUGCUGCGACACCUCUUAAGGACAGUCACGAUCUUAGCGAGGUGCUGACAUACUUCCUCGAAUCUGUGCCAAUCGUUGACCGAGCAUUUGUCCACGUUGAUUAUACUAGUUACAAUGCCCCGACUCACAUGCUCAAAGGGUCUGCCGCAAAACAGAAAUAA
This is a messenger RNA of Fusarium musae, 648 nucleotides long. RefSeq lists its product as uncharacterized. Bases 1 to 648 code for a protein of 215 amino acids. Gene Ontology annotation, molecular function: monoatomic cation transmembrane transporter activity. The transcript is spliced from 3 exons. NCBI's taxonomy places the organism in Eukaryota, Fungi, Ascomycota, Sordariomycetes, Hypocreales, Nectriaceae. The record is from RefSeq and is a predicted model, not a curated record. Gene Ontology annotation, cellular component: membrane.